AAUUUCCCAGGCUCGAGACAGUACACCACCUCUCUCAUUCUUCCGCCAACACAGAAAGUUGCAACAGACGGCGACAAGAUGGUUCGAAAAGCAAAACCCAGUCGGCGCAUGACCAAGCAAGGCCCGCCACCGAACCCCGACGAUUCGCUCCUUUCGAAGAAGAGAAAGUCUGCUGCGCCGGCCAAAUCCUCGAUCAAGAAGCAGCGGGUCGAGGCACCGGUCAACGGUUCUGCGAAGGCUUCGUCAAAGUCGGCGGGAAAACGAGUCCCCAAGGCCCGCUCCGAUGCCGCGCCGCAGAUUGUGAGCGGAAAGAAGACGCAGACGGUGCUCGACGGCUUCGAAGAUGGCUUUGAAGAGGACGGCGUCUCAGAUAUCAGUGGAGAUGCAAUAGACGACCCGGAUGUCAUGGAAGAUGAGCUGGAUGGCAUUGAAGAGGCGAAUUUGGACGACGUGAGCGACGACGAAUUACAAGACGAUGCAGACGAUUUCGACCUGGCACCCUCAGACGACGACGUUGUCGAUUCUGACCGAGAAAAUCAUGCCGGCGUAUGGUCUGAGGAUGACGACUCCGAUGCGGAAGAGGCGCUGAAUGCGGCCAACAUUGCAGGGCUCACGCAGAAACUGGACAACCAACGAGCGCAAGAGUUGAAAGACAACGAGGCAGAAUUGCAGAAAGAUGCGUUGCAAACGAAUAUUGCGGCUGAUUUGCCGCUGUCGGACGAUGAAGAGGGACAACAGAAGAGUCUGCUGGCUCCGGAUCUCCAACUCUUGCGGACGAGAAUCACCGAAACUGUGCGAGUGUUGACAAGCUUCAAAGAGCUCCACGAUCCUGCCCGGAGCCGAAACGACUACACGCAAUCUUUGUUGAAGGACAUUUGUGCCUACUACGGCUACUCCCCAUUCCUUGCGGCAAAGCUCUUCUCCCUCUUCCCUCCACAAGAGGCUCUCGCCUUUUUCGACAGCAACGAGUCUCCCCGUCCCAUGGUCAUUCGCACGAACACUCUCCGCACUGCACGCAGACAGCUCGCCCAAGCUCUCAUCAACCGUGGCGUGCAAUUGCAACCCGUCGGCAAGUGGUCAAAAGUUGGACUUCAAGUCUUUGAAUCCGCCGUUCCUCUCGGCGCUACACCCGAAUACCUCGCGGGCCACUACAUCCUUCAAGCCGCUUCUUCAUUCCUCCCCGUCAUGGCGCUCGCCCCGCAAGAACACGAACGAGUGCUCGACAUGACUGCUGCUCCCGGCGGCAAGACCACCCACAUGGCCGCGCUCAUGCGGAAUACAGGCUGCAUCUUCGCCAACGAUUCGAACAAGGACCGAGCAAAAGGUCUCAUCGGAAACAUCCACCGCCUUGGCGUCAAAAACACGAUAGUGUGCAAUUACAGCGCGCUGGAAUUCCCAAAGGUGAUGGGCGGCUUCGACAGAGUACUGUUGGAUGCGCCAUGCUCAGGCACCGGCGUCAUCGCCAAAGACGCAAGCGUCAAAACCAACAAGACUGAAGCAGACUUCCUGCGUCUCCCGCAUUUGCAGAAGCAGCUUCUCCUCGCCGCCAUCGACUCCGUUGACCACGCGAGCAAGACGGGCGGCUACAUCGUCUACUCCACUUGUUCAGUAACGGUGGAAGAAAACGAGCAAGUCGUGCAGUACGCGCUCAACAAGCGCCCCAACGUCCGCCUCGUCCCCACCGGCCUGGUCUUUGGCAAGGAAGGCUUCGUCAAAUAUGAGUCGAAGCGCUUCCAUCCCGCCAUGAAGGAGACGCGCCGCUACUAUCCUCACUCCUACAACGUGGAUGGCUUCUUCGUCGCAAAGUUAAAGAAGACAGGACCGACGCCGGCGGGUGCGGUGAAGCCGCAGGGUAGUGCGGAGGACAAGGCGCAGCAGAAUAAUGGGGCUAGCGUGGCUGUUGAAGAGAGCGAAGCGGAUGUGGAAGCGGAUGUGGAGGCCGGCGCGAAUGGAGAGGAGGAUGUGUUUGGCGGUUUCGACGACGAGGAAGACAACGAGAUCAUCGAUCGCGCGCUGCGGAAGCAGAUGCGGAGAAAGGGCAUCGAUCCGCGCGCGACGAAGAGCAGGGCCGUCAAGAGCCUCAGUCGAUAGUAGCAUUUCAUGUAUCUC
Messenger RNA from Neohortaea acidophila, 2109 nucleotides. Its product is annotated as NOL1/NOP2/sun family-domain-containing protein. Gene Ontology annotation, biological process: rRNA base methylation; maturation of LSU-rRNA. The record is from RefSeq and is a predicted model, not a curated record. Bases 79 to 2091 code for a protein of 670 amino acids. Gene Ontology annotation, cellular component: nucleolus. The transcript has a single exon. Gene Ontology annotation, molecular function: RNA binding; rRNA (cytosine-C5-)-methyltransferase activity. Lineage: Eukaryota; Fungi; Ascomycota; Dothideomycetes; Mycosphaerellales; Teratosphaeriaceae.